ACUGAGGUUAUGAACUUUCAGUGUUUCUAUCACCAGGGUCUGCGGAAGCUCAGACUUUGAGCAUUUUUAAGGUAGAGUUAGUCUUGAUGAAGGGUCCUGCCCAAAACACCAACUCUGCUGCUUGACCUGCCGUGCUUUUUUCCAGCUCCAUGUUAUCAGAGUCAGAGAUUAGAUGCCGGGUUAUUAGCAGCAAACACGUUUAUGGAGUUGGGGGUGGGUAAAAGGCAUUGAAAUGUUCCAUCAGUCAUAAAAGAGACAAAAAAAACUGCAGAUACUGGAGUCCAAUGUAGAUGAUGUAAUCAUGAGGCACAAAAUGGCAGAGCAGGCUCAAUGGGCUGAACGGUCUUCUCCCAGUUUCCACAGCCGUUGUUAUUUUCUGUAUACAGCUUGGUUCCCUCUAGAAUUAUUAUAUGCAUUGUAUUUGUUAUAAUUACUUGUUAUUUAAGAGAAAGAUUCCAUGUUAGAGCAAUGGUGAUCCAAUAUCUAACAUUGGUGGCUCACAGUGGCACAUCCGAACCACGGACAUCCAGAAUGGACUGGAUGACUGACAGGAUUGCGGAGAAGGCGGUAGUAGAUGAGCGUCGCGCAGAUCGAAACGCCGGCGCAGGCGGGGUUUGAUUACUUCUCCCUGAAUUUGUAUGCGUGUGUGUUUAUCUCGGGUCUUGGAGGCUCGAGCCGGAUCAUGAACGCGUCAUAAAGGAGCUCGAGGAGAGUACGCGAGAAAGGAUUCGGGCUGCAGUCAUGACUAACGUAUAUUCUUUCGAUGGGCUCCUGGUCUUUGGCUUGCUUUUUAUAUGCACCUGUGCAUACCUAAAGAAAGUUCCCCGACUAAAUAAGUGGCUACUAUCUGAAAAGAAAGGGGUAUGGGGUGUAUUUUACAAAGCUGCAGUAAUAGGAACAAGACUUCAUGUACCAGUUGCACUGUCUUGCCUUGUCAUGGGUGUUUAUGUUUUGUUUAUUAAAUGACAACCAUAAUCCAAAUAUGAUGAAGAACGUAAGAGGAACAAUAUUUAGAAAAACAUGCAACAAGGAUUAUGAUCAGAUAAUGUUUCCUUUCUGUACAAGAACUGAACACUAUACUGUUUACCCCCUCGUGCUAUCCUGGAGGUGCUUGGAAGAAACAUUAACUAAUGGAAAAGUAAAUUGCUGGUAUAUACAUGGUCCGUACUAAAUCUGUAUCUUUAUUCCAAGGUGUGUGCUUACAGCAAAUCUUCUUCUGUUUCACUUGAAAACAACAUCAUGAAAGACUAGUCAGACAAUUAGUCAACAUCUUUGAGUAUUCAGCUUUGAAGGAAGUAUUUAUGUGGGUCAGUAAGUUUGGAAAUAUUUUGAAUUGGAAACUAUAAUCCUGAGAUAAUCAUUUAAAAUGGGUUUCUUUUUCAAUUUCUGAAUUUAAUCAGAUACUAAAUUUUCAACUUAAAAACAGGAAAUUUUGUCUUGGCAUAUUUUGUCUAAGAUAAUGCGAUUGUUGUACGUUGAUCCAAUUGACUAUGUUUGCUAUGUCUUCCUAAAAUGAUGUAUACUAUGAUUAAAAAUGUAAUGCUUUAUUCAUAAUUUAGGGUGUUGUGGUAAAGUUUAUAAAUAAGAUACUUCACCAAAAAAACAGUAGUUAUAAACUGGAAUCUGUAAAGUGACUUUAGUAAUGAUGAGGGUGCCCAACCUGCCUUAAAAUGUUCUUACUUGUAAGAAGGUGACUGCAUUGGUUUUAUUGACCCAAUGGUUACUGAGAUGAAGGUAGUCGAUUUGUUGGACAUUUCUUUCCUUUUGAUAUUGAAGUUGCAGUAUAUUUUCUUGCAAAAUGUUAUCUGCACUUCAAGGAAUUAUCAUAAUUUUGAAAAGUACAAUAUUAAAUAAAAACAACUGUUGCAAGGAUAA
Chiloscyllium plagiosum (whitespotted bambooshark) is the source of this 1875-nucleotide messenger RNA. It is a transcript of the gene tmem167b, whose product is annotated as transmembrane protein 167B. The record is from RefSeq and is a predicted model, not a curated record. Lineage: Eukaryota; Metazoa; Chordata; Chondrichthyes; Orectolobiformes; Hemiscylliidae.